AUGCCCAACUCAGAGGCCAUCAUGGAAACGGGCACAAAUACUUCGGCUAAUGUCGACACUACAAGAACCCAAAACCCCGAGGAAUUGAAUAAUUGGUUGCCCGUGACAGCAUCCAGGAAAGGAAAAUGGUGGUACUUAGCCUUCCACAACGUGACAGCCAUGGUUGGCGCCGGUGUCUUCGGCUUACCAUUCGCCAUGUCCCAGCUCGGCUGGGUUCCCGGGAUCGCGUCGAUUGCAAUUUCCUGGGUGGUCACCUAUUACACAUUGUGGCAGAUGGUUGAGCUGCACGAACAUGUGCCGGGAAAGCGUUUCGAUCGAUACCACGAACUGGGGCAGCAUGCCUUCGGCGAGAAACUUGGCUACUGGAUCGUGAUGCCCCAGCAGCUGAUGGUUCAGGUGGCCUCCGACAUUGUGUACAUGGUCACCGGCGGGAAGUCACCGAAGAAAUGCGCCGUUCUGCUCUCUCCGAAGAUCGGCUCGAUUAGGCAGACAUUUUUCAUCGUCUUUUUCGCGGCUAUGCAACUGAUAUUGUCACAAAGCCCCAAUUUCAAUUCCUUGAAACUGCAUUUUCCUUUUAUUGGUCGAAGCUAUUCAGCAGUGGCUACAGUGGCUUCAACAGCGAGGGGCGUCACGCACCACCAGCAUGUUAGACAUGGAAUCCGGUCCCAUUCUACGGCGAGCAUAGUGUUCGAUAUCAUGAAUGCCCUCGGCACCAUUGCCUUUGCUUUCGCCGGGCACGGUGUGGUGCUGGAGAUUCAGGCGACGAUCCCUUCAACACCGGAGAAGCCAUCGAAGAUGCCCAUGUGGCGAGGAGCCAGAUUUGCUUAUAUCAUUGUUGCCAUCUGCUAUUUUUGUGCUGUGGCAAUCUCUGGAUUCUGGGCUAUCGGCGAUCUUGUGGAGGAUGAUGUCCUUGUUUCACUAGAAAAGCCUGCUUGGCUCAUUGCCCUUGCCAAUUUCAUGGUCUUCCCCCAUGUCCUCGGCAGUUAUCAGGUUUUUGCAAUGUCCGUGUUUGAUACAUUGGUCUUAAUUCAGAAUCGAAAUUUCACUCCGGGACUACCUCCUCGCAUAACUGCUCGUAGUUCAUAUGUUGCUUUGACAGUGUUAGUUGGAAUUUGUCUUCCAUUUUUCGGUGGAUCGUUGGGGUUUUUCGGAGGGCUAUCAUUCUUCUCGACUUCAUAUUUUAUGCCUUCAUUG
Diospyros lotus (date-plum) is the source of this 1194-nucleotide messenger RNA. Its product is annotated as lysine histidine transporter-like 5. The record is from RefSeq and is a predicted model, not a curated record. Lineage: Eukaryota; Viridiplantae; Streptophyta; Magnoliopsida; Ericales; Ebenaceae. Gene Ontology annotation, cellular component: plasma membrane.